Anolis carolinensis (green anole) is the source of this 9722-nucleotide messenger RNA. It is a transcript of the gene znf106, whose product is annotated as zinc finger protein 106. Gene Ontology annotation, molecular function: SH3 domain binding; RNA binding. The transcript is spliced from 22 exons. Gene Ontology annotation, biological process: insulin receptor signaling pathway. NCBI's taxonomy places the organism in Eukaryota, Metazoa, Chordata, Lepidosauria, Squamata, Anolidae. The record is from RefSeq and is a predicted model, not a curated record. Gene Ontology annotation, cellular component: membrane; cytosol. Bases 187 to 5832 code for a protein of 1881 amino acids.
CUCUGAUUGGCUGGAUCCGUGGAGGCGCUUCCUGUAUUCUGGCGCGGUUCUCCUUUGGGUGGCCAGGGAACCAGUGGCGGCGGCUGUGCCGGUGGAGGGCCCGCGGGUGGCCCUUGCCACCGGGCGAUGGCUGUCUGCUGGGCGAGCGCGGCCUGGGUGCGGUAAGAUCUUUCUGGUGUAUUCACCAUGGUCUGGGAACGGAAAUGUAUAUUAUGCCACAUCACAUACAACUCAAAAAAGGAGAUGGAUGAGCACAUGAGAAGUAUGCUUCAUCACAGAGAACUUGAAAACAUCAAAGGGAGGGACAGCAAUCAUGAGUGCCAGGUGUGUAGGGUGACAGUGGUGGGCUUGUCAGCAUAUGCUAAGCACAUCUCCAGCCAGUUGCACAAAGACAACGUUGAAGCCCACGAUGCAGAGGACGGGAAAGAAGAGGCCAAUGAACAAUACUUCGACAAGGAACUCAUCCAGUUAAUACAAAAAAGAAACAAACAAAACCGAGCAGAUGAAAUGUGCCGCAUGAACCAUGGAACAGAAGGAGAUGACAGGCAUUUGCAAAGACAACAAAAUGAUAGAACCUCUUAUCAAGACCGAGACGUAUUUGAUUCAUCAUCAAGGUAUCGCCAUGGGCCAUCACAGAGAGACUGGAAAUGGGAAAAAGAUGGCUUCUCAAAUCCAAGACAAGGCAAAUUCACACAUUCUGCAAGAAAGCCUAAUAAUAUGACUAGGCAUCUCACUAGCCAAAGAGGACGACCUGGAUGGCAUCCAAAUAAUUUGGGAGGACCUUCAAAUUGGUAUCACAACUAUGGGAAUCCUGGAGGUGCUUGGCAUAUGAAUUCUGGAGGUGGAACAUCUAGCUGGCAUCACAGCGGCAGGGGAAGGAAUUCCAACUGGAAUUCAAAAGGAAAUAAUAUUUUUUCUAAUUGGCAGGCCAAAAAUACAGGUGGAAACUGGAAGUCCGGUCAGCAGAAGACAAAUGAAUGGAACUCUGGACGAAGCAGAGCUGCAAACAAUAAUUCCCAGACAGAGAGCAUGGAUGCCUCGUGGUUAAAAAGCAAGGGCAUGCAAGAUAAAUACAGGAUACAAGGCUAUGUUUGGCAGUGGCAGGAGCAUGAUUCUAUAGCAUCUUAUGCAGAUCUAGCCAAUGAAAAUGAUGACAUGAAUUCCUUAUUAGAUUUCACAAGUGAUCAGCUAUCUUCAGAUCAAUUAUUAAACUUUGUGUCCGAGCAACUAGACUGCAAGACCUCUAAAAUCAAUGGAAAGGGCAGCAGCCCCUCCCGAGAAAAGACAAAUCGCUGGGCUCCGUAUCCUUCUCAGAAAACUAUAGAACAGCAUCCACUGUUGGAUGAGAAAACUCCAGAAAAAACAGGUUUUGCCCAUUCCUCUUCCUCUCAGCUGUCUGUAAAAUUGGCAGAGUCUAAAGCUGUCAAUUCAAAAGGGAAAAAAUGGGAAGAAACUUAUUCGGGAUCUUCAAAUAACAAAAUGGUAGGCAACAAAUUCGUGUCCUGCAGAGGGUCGACAGACUGCACUAUUGAGAUGAAAACAGACCAGACUGAGGGCAAAAGCAAUAGGAUGCCAUCCCUAAAAUCACCACUCCUAGCUAUUCCAGACAUGAAGUCAUCUUCACAAAAAAGAAGUCCAAAGAAUCUCUUGAAACAAGUCCAGCUUUUGUUAUCCUCAUCUUCUGGAGAAUGUCAGAGCCGAGUAAACAUGCUAAAUGUAGAAGGUAAAAGUUCAUCAUCAUAUGGACCUAAACUAAACAACAACUGUAAUAACUGUAAUUAUUUAAAAGAUAGCAAACAUUUGUUAAGUAGCAAUGGGAGUUUAACUGAAGAAUUACACAAGACCAAAGAGGAACUGCAGUGCAACUGUUCUUCCCAAAACACUCUUUCAAGCACUUGUAGAGGUACUCAAACUGACAGGAAAGACAAUUGGAAUAUUAAGGAUCCUGAACAUGAUUUAAAGAUGGAGGAGUCCCAGACAGAAGUAUUGGAAAAUGAGAGCCACAGAGAUGUAACGGGAAACCAAAAUACUGUUUCAAAUACUUGCUCACCUUGUGCACAGACUGCUUCAGACCAUACUGCAGCCCCAAAAAGUAACUACAUAAAAGAAUUAGAUGAUGCCGAUAAACAAUCUACCAAAUUCCAAAUGGACCUUCUCAAUUUGCAAUUCAGUGGUGAACACGACUUAGAUAUUGACUUGAAAGCUUCACUGGAAGAAGAUAAUGAAGAAGAUACUUUAAAAUCAAAUAGUGCUCUUGAAGAUGAAGGCUGUGGGAUUCAUUCAAACCAUGAACUACAGAAAGAUGCAGCAUCAGGGCAUCUGCUUCCUGAACUAAGUAAACUUGGCUUCCCAGCUUAUCUCCAAAGAGACCUGACAUGGCGCACCAGUUUGAAGAGCAAAACUGGCUCACAUCUACCAGAGCCGAACCUGAACAGUGCAAGACGUAUUCGAAAUGUUAGCGGCCAUAGAAAAAGUGAAACUGAGAAGGAAUCGGGACUCAAGCCUACCUUGCGGCAGAUUAUUAGUGUGUCUCGUAGAAAUGUAAACUGGGAACAGGUCAUUCAACAAGUGACAAAGAAGAAGCAAGAACUUGGCAAAGGUUUACCAAGAUUUGGUAUUGAAAUGGUUCCCCUCAUCCAGAAUGAACAAGAGGGUCUUGAUUUGGAUGACGAAGCUGACCUGGCCACACUUGAAGGAUUCCAGUGGGAAGGGAUAUCCAUAGGCUCCCCUGGGACUGUGAGGAAACGUAGCCUCUCCGAAAGCAGUGUGGCUAUAGAAAAGACAGCCUCUGUUUACAGUUUUUUCAGCCACCAAAGAAUGACCAAGGAAAAGGAAAAAAUCAGUUCAGUUGCCAACACUGAGAACAUAACUUCUAGAUCCCAGAUGCUUGCAGACAUUGAGACCAGUGUGAAACAAGAAUCCACUUCCCUUCCUUCUUCACCAUUCAUGUCUGAAAGGGCUGACUUAGAAAGACAGCUCAGCCUACAGACGCCGCCUGAUGUGAACAGAGUCUCAGCAUUUAGUGAAAGCGAAACCCAGAGAAGCUCUGAUUAUGGAAUCCGGUCACUUGAAAGCCAAGAUAUGCUGGAGAGUCCAGGGGAGAGAUACUACAUGGGUUCAGCCUUUACUACCUGUAGUACUCUAGAUAUCGCUACGGACAGCAGCUGUACGUCAGGCAAUGAGCAGAAUGAUAGCCAGGGAACUGGCAAAAAGAGAAGAGCAACUGGAGAGGGAUCCUCUCCUGAGAUUCCUAGUCUAGAAAGAAAGAAUAAACGAAGGAAGAUUAAAGGCAAAAAAGAGCGUUCUCAAGUGGACCAGUUGCUGUCUGUAUCCCUAAGAGAAGAAGAGCUGAACAAAUCCUUGCAAUGUGUGGAUGGAAGCCUAGUGCAGGCCCGGGCUGCUCUUCAGGCAGCUUAUAUUGAAGUCCAGCGACUGAUGAUGAUGAAACAUCAGAUAUCAGUGGAAAUGGGAACUUUGAGAACCCAGAGAAUUCAGAUCCUGCAAGGGCUGCAAGAAAGCUUUGAUCCUUCAGAGCACUCACAGCAGCUUUGUUCCAAUGGCUCAACUGAAAAUAGAGGCAAGCUUCAGCCAACACAGGAUCUUACUGUAGAUCCAGGUCUUGUUGUUCCUCUGUUGGAGUCUGUUUCACCCCUCCCUUUCCAGCUCCCCGCUGCUCCUUUGGCUGCCACCAUCCAGAUAAAUGGGUCACCUACAUUCCAAACCACCUGCAGCCUUGGAACCAUCACCGUCCCUGACUUAUCUGUUCAGAUCAAGCAAGAAUGUACCUCUCCAAAGCCUGGGGAAGAGAACAGAAAUGGUACUGAACAGAGCUCCCUGUGUUCCUCACAAGUGGCACUUCAGUUUCAUGAUGGGAAUACAAGUCAACAGCCUUCGCUGUACCCAGCUAUCAAUGCUGCCAUGACCUUGUCAGGACUCCUUGAUUUCCAAGAACCUUAUCAAGAUAUGCGGAACCUUGUUUCAGAUAAGGACAGGACCAGGUUACCUGGUCCCUCUUCCAUUAGCUAUUCACCCUUGCACGUGUCAGUGCAGACAGAAGAAGAGAAAGUGUCAGGAGACAAAAACAUCUUAGAGCAAUGUAGUCGUUCACUUCAAAACCAGACCUUUCCUUCUGAUCCAGUUUUGAAGGAAGAUUCCAAAAGGAAAAUGGAACAGCCAAAGCAAAUGGCGGUCUCUACUCUGAAUUCCUUAGAAAGUAAAAUGAAGAAAAAGAAAAAAUUGAAAAAGAAGAAGGCACUGCGAGCAGCAGCCCGUGUGCCUGAGAACAGUGAUACAGAACAAGAUGUAAGUGAUUCAAAACCUCUCAGGAAAAUCAAGACAAUCAAGGCCCCCAAAGGGGGAAACGUGACAACAUCCAGCCUCCCAAAGCAAGAGGAUGCUCCUGAGGAAGGAAAGAAGGCAAAAGAUGAGAAUGAAAGUGACACAUCUCUGGAAUUUGUGGAAGUUCCGAAAUCUCCUCUUGAAGUGGUAACCAUCCCCUCAUCAGAGUCAGGAGAUGAGAAACCAGACAGCCCUUCCAAAAGGAUUGCCUUGAGCUCCUCAGAACAAAUUUUAAGAGAAGCGUCUCGAUCUGGCUAUGAUGAAGUGAGUUCUACUAGUGAGAUUGGAACACUCUAUAGGGACGGUGUAGCUAGAAGUAUAGCUGAGACUCAAAUGUCUAUAUCAACAUUGAGAGGAUCAAAAAACUCAUCAGAAGUAUCUUCAGAGCCAGGGGAGGAAGAAGAACCUACGGAAGGGGUUUUUGAGGGCCAUUCAGCUUCAGUAAAUGCCAUUCAGAUCUUUGGGAAUUUGCUCUACACCUGCUCAGCAGACAAAACUAUCCGUGCAUUUAACUUAGUGAACAGGAAGUGUGUUGGUGUCUUUGAAGGGCAUACCUCAAAAGUGAACUGCCUCCUGGUGACUCAUACAACAGGGAAAAAUGCAGCACUCUAUUCAGGUUCCAGUGACCACAGCAUAAAUUGUUAUAACAUCAAGACUAGAAAACUUCUGGAUCAGAUAAAAUUAGAUGACCGUGUGCUCUGCCUGCAUAGUAGAUGGAGGAUACUUUAUGCAGGACUUGCAAAUGGAAAUGUGGUUACUUUCAAUAUAAAAAACAACAAGCAACUUGAUGUCUUUGAAUGCCAUGGUCCCCGAGCGAUCAGCUGUCUUGCCACCGCCCAAGAAGGGGCACGAAGGUUGCUGAUAGUGGGGUCCUAUGAUUCUACAAUCAGUGUGCGAGAUGCCCGAAACGGACUUCUGCUUCGGACCCUUGAAGGUCACAGCAAAACUGUACUCUGUAUGAAGGUUGUGAAUGAUCUGGUGUUCAGUGGCUCCAGUGACCAGUCUGUUCAUGCCCACAACAUACAUACUGGGGAGUUGGUGCGGAUCUACAAAGGUCACAACCAUGCAGUAACAGUUGUGAACAUCUUGGGAAAGGUGAUGGUAACAGCCUGCUUGGACAAAUGUGUUCGUGUUUAUGAGUUGCAGUCCCAUGAUCGUUUGCAAGUCUAUGGAGGACAUUCGGAUAUGAUUAUGUGCAUGACCAUUCAUAAGAGCAUGAUCUAUACAGGUUGUUAUGAUGGUAGCAUCCAAGCUGUGCGGCUGAACUUGAUGCAGAAUUAUCGUUGUUGGUGGCAUGGAUGUUCACUCAUAUUUGGAGUUGUAGACCACCUGAAGCAGCAUUUAUUAAAUGACCACACCAACCCAAAUUUUCAAACGUUAAAGUGCCGCUGGAAGAACUGUGAUGCUUUCUUCACCUCCAGGAAAGGUUCCAAGCAGGAUGCUGUGGGACAUAUUGAAAAACAUGCAGAAGAUGAUAGCAAGAUUGACCCAUGAAGCUUUUUUGCCUCCCACAUUGGGAAGUUCUUUUUAUAAACUGGAAGUAUUCCAUGCCUUGUCUGCCUCUAGCCUGGUCCUUUUUUCUUCCCCAAUUCAUAUUUGGAGUAGGAAAAGGACUUAGGCCUUCCCCCCUUUUUUCUUUUUUGAUACAGAGACAGCAUCUUGCUUGCAGCUCUGUAGAGAAGGAAAUGACUGACAGACCAAACAAAAGAAUGUUGAAUUCAUUAACCGUAACAAGUCCAUUUGUUUUGUCUUCCCUUUUAAAAAAAAUAUUGCAAACUUCUAAAAUGUGUUAUUUAGAGAAAUGUUUAGUACACUGGGUGCCUACAUACAUUAUUAACCUUUCUGUUUUUAUGUUGUAUAUCAGAUCUUCUCAGGCAGUUUAUAGAUUGAGAUUUGGGCAAUAAUGACGAUGAUAAUAAAAUACAGACUAGAAAAUACCAUUUAAAUAUUGAGUGCUGCCUUUCCUUUCAUAGUAUCUCUCUUUUGAUGAGAGACCUUAAAGGGAAGAAUAGGCAUGCAGGAAUUGUUUCCUUUUUAAUCUUCAGUUUAUAUUAUGAGUUAGCCUACACUUUCAAGACAUGAUGCAAUGACUCAGAGCAAUGAGUUCAAAUUAUGGAAAAGAGAUUCCACCUUAAUAUUAAGAAGAACUUCCUGACCGUAACAGAUGUUUAAUAGUGGAACUCACUGCCUCGGAGUGUGGUGGAAGCUCCUCCUUUGGGGGCUUUUAAACAGAGGCUGGAUGGCCAUCUAUUGGGGAGCUUUGAUUGUGCUGUUCUUACAUGGUGGGGGUUGAAAUAGAUGGCACGUUUGGCCUCUUCCAACUAUGAUUCUAUGACUUUUCCAAACUGAACAGCAGAAUCUAUCUGAACUAGAAGGAACAUCAUCUAAGUAGCCUGUUUUUUCCACUUUUAAUUACUGCACCUUGGUGCAAAGGCUAGUGCAGAUAAUAAUGUCAUCUUUUAAGCAUUUGUACCCAUAUGUUUAUAUUCAGUGCUUUCUUGAUGCAGGAACAGGCCUAGUCCCUGAUUUUGGAAGUUUUUGACCUAUUGUGACAUUUUAAGUUGCUGAGCUUUGGAGUCCUGCAUUGAAUCUGAACAUGUUCACUGCUGUCUAAUUGACACAUGGCCACCCUUGUGUUUUUAAAACAGCAUUUUGAUUGGACCACUUUCCCUAGUGUAAUCCGGUUUUUAUUUCUGCCAAAUUCCUUUUUUUGUAGUUUGAAUGUUACUGCGAAAUGAAAAGGCUAUUGGAUGUAAAAUAUGAACUUUUAAAAUCCAAGGAGCCUAAGCAGAAGCUGAGAAUAUCAUGUAUGUCUGUUGUGCUGCCAUUUACUGUAAUGAAGUAGAAGUAGCAACCUACAAAAUCAAUAUAAUGGGAAGACAAUAAUUAAGAAUGAUUGAAAUGGGUUUGUGGGAACUUUGGUGCUGUUCUCUUGGGGAGGAUGUAGCAGUUCCCAUACUCAAGUUUAUAAGGGUCCCCCCCUCCCUUUAGCUCUAAACCAGCUUUCUUCUUAUCGCUGGCUUCAGUCUUUAUUUGGUUUAUUCCAGAGGGAAAAUGAGAAUCCCUGUAACAGUCUUGAAAUGCCUACCUAUGUAGGCCUUAACUUCUUUCAUUUUAUUGUUUCUGAUAAUGUCUAAAUAUUAAGAGAGCAACGUUGUUUACAACAUUUGGAAAUUUGAGGUAAUGCACACGCAGCUGCCUGUAAGAACAGACCUGUAUCUGGAAGUUGCUUUUAACUCAACAUGAAAACUUGUCAGAGGACUUGGACAUGUUGUGGACUUUGUCCAAUCUUCAGUAUAUUUGCAGCAUGUAAAAUUGUUUUAAAAGCAUCAUGUUUCUUUAGAUUAGUGAUUCUUAUGCUUUGAUUCUCCAGACGUUUUGGAUUUCAACUAUUGGCAUCUCUGAUUAUUGGCAAUGCUGGCUUAAGCUUUUGGGGGUUGUCAGAAACACCUGGAGGAAAAACAAGGUUUCUGGGCAGUGUUAGUCUUUUGUUUUGUUGGUACUUUGGACUUAUUUCCUCCCAAUAGCACAAACUAAGGGAAGUUGUAAAGAGAUCAACAAGAAGCUCCAGGGUUCAACCCAUAGAAAAAGGCGUACGCAUUUUUGUAAUGGAUUGAUUUUUAGGUCAUCUAAAGUUAAAUGUGAACAAAAUGAAGGUACAGAGGCAGUGUGCUUGUGAGAAAAAUAUGUGGCAUGCAGUGUUAGUGCAUUCUUGAUAACGAGUGAAUGGAUUUGAAUUUUCUAUCUUCUCCAGUGAUAACUUUACUGGAAGAGGAUAGUAAGUUUGUUUGCAAAAAUUAAUAUUUAUUUACUAGAGUAAUAGCUGUAAGUGCUACCAACUUACACUACACUUGUUUUCUUAGUUGUUGUAAUAGGAUGUGUGAAUGUGUGUGUUUUAAAAUGGUUGAAAAAAAUACCUUUUCCUUUUGUCCAUUUUGGGAUGCCUUUGCGAUAAUUUGCUUUUAGCCUGAUUUAGCAGUAUUGUGUGGUUGUGUCUUACCAAAGUUUGGUUCUGUUUGUGGGCCUUUAUUAAACUCGGAGAAGAACUGUUCUAAGCCAUAUCAUAUAUUCCUAAAAUAGUAUUACUCCUUAAUUACAGAAGGUCUCAGCACUUCAAUAUACUCUGAUAAAACUUAUGUUAGAGUUGUUACAGUUCCUUAUUUCAGGUUAUAAAUGUUCUUCUGUUAUAUAUCAGGGAUUUUUGUUUUGUUUUGUUUUUGGUUUGAGGUUCUGCAUUCUGUACUUCAGCCUCUUUAUAGAGAAAUGUUACUAUGUUCCUCUAGGUCUCUGCCAGAAAAUGCGGCAAUACAAAGGACAUUUUCAUUGUCAAAUUGUGAAAUGUAGAUUGUCAAGUUCAUUCUUUUCUGGGUUUCUGACAUCUUUCUACAAAGAAGUUGAAAUUAUAAGUUGAGAAAGUUGUUUUGAAGGUAAAGAGAUAGAAAUGAAGUGGCUAGAGGGAAUUGUGGAGUGUAUUUUUGACCUGUGUGGGAGUGUGAAGUUAUGUGUUGGCUAAUGCCUGAGCAAACUGUUGUAGGCUGUCUAUGGGGUGAAUUUGGACUGCAUGCCAACACACUUCCCCAACACAAAAGGCAUUUCUUUUAUGCCAUUUGUCCUAUUUAGUGAAUGUAAGGAUUUGGUGUGUGUUAAGAGCUGUGCGGGAAUGGUUUGUGUAUCAAAUUUCAGGAAAUUGCUCUGUUGUUCAGCUGUUUGUCUUUUUUUACAACUGAAUGCCAGUGUAUAGCCCAGCUUUUGUUUGCCCCUUGAGACAAAUAGGCUUCAUGAAUCAAGACACCAAAGCUACAGUCCAUAUUUCAGUUCAUCUUGAGAGCUCUAGGUUGCAUUUUAAUUGUCAAUUAGAUUGUAAACUGUUUUGGCUAUAAAGUUGAUUUUUAAAAUUGCAAGUUCUAUCUUCAUAUUUUUGAAUUCAUACAUUCAAUGGCAUUUAGUUGUUUUUCAAAGAAAAGGCAAGGCACAACACAUUUCUAUCUUGCUCUAAAUGUUGGUUUUCCUAGAUUUCUGGGACUCUGGUAAGAUGGAUUAAUGCAAAGGACAAAUGUAUUUACUCUUCGUGUACAAUAUUAUAAUAUGAACACAACCAGAAAGGCUCAAAUUGUGCACCAGUUAAAACAAGGAAGAGAUUGAUAUACCUAUAAAAAUAGUAGAUGAGAGAAACUGCAUAAGUAAUAAACACCAAUAGCUUUCUUGACAGGUUUCACUACCCUAUUUUGUUUCUGUGGGAUGAUGUGUGUGGUUUUUCUCAUGAGUAAAGAUGUGUGAACUCACAUGCACAUAAUGACUUGGUCUUUCCUUUCCUUUUUACUACAAGCUGUGAACUAAAUAAACAAAAAGAAAAAAGAAAAUAAAUAUACUUUAUAACAAGAGAA